This is a messenger RNA of Cariama cristata (Red-legged seriema), 2297 nucleotides long. It is a transcript of the gene LMBRD2, whose product is annotated as LMBR1 domain containing 2. Bases 1 to 2067 code for a protein of 688 amino acids. The record is from RefSeq and is a predicted model, not a curated record. Lineage: Eukaryota; Metazoa; Chordata; Aves; Cariamiformes; Cariamidae. Gene Ontology annotation, biological process: adrenergic receptor signaling pathway. The transcript has 17 exons. Gene Ontology annotation, cellular component: membrane.
AUGAGCGGUGCAGCGUUGGGCCUUGAGAUAGUAUUUGUCUUUUUUCUGGCCUUAUUCCUACUUCAUCGGUAUGGAGACUUCAAGAAACAGCAUAGGCUGGUGAUCAUAGCAACAUUAUUAGCUUGGUAUCUCUGCUUUCUUAUUGUAUUUAUACUGCCUCUGGAUGUCAGUACGACUAUUUAUAAUCGGUGCAAACUUGCUGUUAACUCCAGCCCUGCAGAGAGUAAUGGCUCUUACGUUACUCUUGCUCCAAGCAAGCAAAAAUGUUUCAAACCGUGGAGUUAUAUUCCUAAUGGAAUUAUGCCAAUUUUCUGGCGUGUUGUGUAUUGGACGUCACAGUUUUUAACAUGGAUUCUGCUACCUUUUAUGCAGUCAUAUGCCAGAUCAGGAGGGUUCUCCAUUACUGGAAAGAUUAAAACUGCAUUGAUUGAGAAUGCAAUCUAUUAUGGCACUUACUUGCUGAUUUUUGGAGCAUUUUUAAUAUAUGUGGCUGUAAACCCAAACUUCAAUUUGCAAUGGAACCAACUUCAGACAAUUGGGAUAGCUGCUGCAAACACAUGGGGUCUCUUUCUUCUUGUGUUGCUUCUGGGUUAUGGUUUGGUGGAAAUUCCCCGUUCUCACUGGAAUGGGGCCAAGAGAGGUUAUCUACUCAUGAAGACCUAUUUCAAAGCUGCCAAACUAAUGACUGAAAAAGCAGAUGCAGAGGAGAAUUUAGAGGAUAUUAUGGAGGAAGUCCGUAAAGUAAGUGAGAGUAUCAAGUAUAACCACCCUUUGAGAAAAUGUGUUGAUACAAUACUGAAAAAGUGUCCUACUGAGUACCAGGAAAGAAUGGGUAGGAACAUGGACGAUUAUGAAGAUUUUGAUGAAAGACAGAACAGUUAUCCAAGUGAAAAAAGUUUGGUCAAGCUUCAUAAGCAGGUAAUCUAUUCAGUACAGAGACAUCGUCGUACACAGGUCCAGUGGCAAAUUCUUUUAGAACAAGCAUUUUACCUAGAAGAUGUGGCAAAAAAUGAAACCAGUGCAACUCGACAGUUUGUUCAUACUUUUCAUUCCCAGGAACCAGAGAAUAAAAUUAUUCAGUAUUUCUACACACCAACUGUUGAGUGGUACUGGGAAUGUCUUCUACGACCAUGGUUUUACAGGGUGCUUGCGGUUGUUCUGGCCAUGUUCUCUGUAAUUGUUGUGUGGUCAGAGUGCACAUUUUUCAGCACAAAACCGGUUUUAUCGCUAUUUGCAGUUUUCAUACAGCUGGCAGAAAAGACAUAUAAUUAUAUAUACAUAGAGAUGGCCUGUUUUCUUACCAUCUUUUUCCUAAGUAUCUGUGUAUACUCUACUGUCUUCAGGAUCCGUGUAUUUAACUAUUAUUAUUUAGCUUCACAUCAUCAGACAGAUGCGUACAGUCUUCUUUUCAGUGGCAUGUUAUUUUGCCGUCUUACCCCACCAUUAUGCUUGAACUUUUUGGGCUUGACCCAUAUGGAUGCAACAAUCUCUCACAAAAAUGCUCAGCCAACUGCUUAUACUUCUAUAAUGGGAUCCAUGAGAGUGCUGUCCUUCAUUGCAGAUGGAUUCUAUAUAUAUUACCCAAUGCUUGUUGUCAUUCUCUGUAUUGCUACAUACUUUAGUUUAGGAACUCGUUGUUUGAAUCUUUUGGGAUUCCAGCAGUUCAUGGGGGAUAGUGAAAUGACCUCUGAUUUGAUUGAUGAAGGAAAAGAGCUAAUCAGAAGAGAGAAAAGAAAACGACAAAGGCAGGAAGAAGGUGAAAACAGAAGAAGGGAAUGGAAGGAGCGAUAUGGAAAUAGAGAUGAUUCCACUAGAAACAGAGUUGUCCACACAGACCAAAAAGAAUCCAACUUCUCAGAGACCAAUAGCAAUAGACCGCUAUCAAAGUAUACCAGAUCAAAUGGUAGGACUGAAAGAGACAGAAUAGAACUCCUCCAGGAUGCAGAACCUUUGGAUUUUAAUGCAGACUCAAUUAAUGAUGACCCUCUUGAAUCAGACUCGGGAAGGUACCAGCCUGGUGGAAGAUACCUGUCAAUGUCUCGAAGCAAAAUAUUUGACGAUGUCUAAACUCCUCAAAGAUAAAGAAAAUUCACUGGAAAUCUAUUUCCUAUUCAUUGCUUGGAAAAUGCUGUACUUAUGAUAUACCACUGAACCAGAAAAGACCAUUUUUGUUUAAAAAAAAGAAUAUGAAGGAACUAUUUUGGAAAUGCACCUGUAUGAUAACUUUACUACUUAUGACAAGAAUAUGCUGCUUCUGUUGUAGGUAUUGUUGUGCAUGUGGGCUUUUGUGUCAUGAC